Python bivittatus (Burmese python) is the source of this 4718-nucleotide messenger RNA. The record is from RefSeq and is a predicted model, not a curated record. Lineage: Eukaryota; Metazoa; Chordata; Lepidosauria; Squamata; Pythonidae.
GGGGAGAAACAAUGCAAUGACAUAUAGAGCGGAAAGAGCCCUUCCCAGUUUCUACCUGCCUCCUAGUGGCUGCGCCUUGCAGGAGACUCCAUGUUCCCGGAAGUGGCCUCCGAUUCCCAGAACGGUGGUGAGCCAAGCUCCGGACGUCUCCUCCGCCCCGCCGGGAACGGCUUGUUACGAGGGAUUACCAAAAAGGACUCUGUGGCAUUCUUGGCCGGAGGGCGCAAAUACUCGGAUCAUUGCGAAGCGCGAGCGUCGAGACCGGGCAAGAGCCGGAUUCCCGGGCGGGACCACCGGCGGUAUUACCACGAGCACUGGCGGGCCGAAUACCUGAUGGACUUCAACGCGGCGCGGCACGGCAUGAUCUGCAUGGUGUGUGGGAGCUCCCUGGCCACACUCAAGCUGAGCACCAUCAAGAGGCAUAUUCGGCAGAAGCACCCUUAUUCCCUCACUUGGAGCGCCCACGAGAAAGAGGUCAUCAUGAACAGCUGGGAUGCUCAUUUGGGCCUCGAAGUGGAGACCGAUGGACCCCGUGACUCCGCCAAAGGAUCUGGCGCUCCACCGGCGGAUCACGGAGAGCUCUCCCUUGACGGAGGUCGCCGGAGACGCCGUGGCCCAGGUCUUCUUCCCUCUCGUGGGGGACGUCGGCCAUCCAGCCUGGCCUUGAAAUCGUCCUCGGAGGGGGAGUCUCAGAGCUUGGAGCAGUAUUUGAAACAAUCAUUGCAAAGCUGGUUCCAGUCCGAGUUCCUGAUGGACUACGACCCCCAGGGCAACCGUCUCUUCUGUAUGAUGUGUGGUUCCUCCUUGCCCAGCCUCAAUCUGGAUGAUAUUAAGCGUCAUGUGAUGGAUGCCCACCCUACCUCCCUUGGCUUCAGUCCUGCCGAGAAGGGGGCAAUCCUGGAGGCGUGGAACUCCCGGGCAUUGGUGCUGGCAGCCGAGGGGAGAAAUGCAGAGGACGCGGCAGUGGAAACUGGCAUGUCUGCCCAACAGGAUCUGAACGUGAAAGAGCUGGACUCGUCUGCUUCCCCCGAUCACCCCACUGGAGAGGAUGGGAUCGAUGAGGCUGGUCCUUGGGAUUCAGAAGAGAGCAGCCCUCGCACUCCAGCCCGUGGCAGGGACCACCGCCGGUACUUCCAGGAACAUUGGAGAGUGGAGUAUCUGAUGGAUUAUAACGGGGUGCGCCACGGACUGGUGUGCAUGGUCUGUGGGAGCACCUUGGCCACCCUCAAGAUGAGCACCAUCAAGAGGCACAUCCAGCAGAAGCACCCAGACUCCACGCAACUUAGCCACCAGGUCAAGGCCCUGAUUGUGCAGGAGUGGAACCAGAAAGUCGCUCGCCUGGCAGAUGCUGAAGACUCCCAGCCGGAGACAGACGCUGAGGUGGACCAAGCGGAAUCACAGCCUGUUUACAAGCCACCUGCAUCUCUCGAGGAACCUCCAGAGGAUUUGGCAACUCCUAAGAGGGAGGAAGACGCCCCCGUAGCAGACAGGCUGGCCCCCCCGCAGCCGUCUCCAGGGGCCAUAUCCCCGCCAGCCGGCACCCUGUCUCAGCGGAGUCAGCGUCGAAACUACCAGCCCCGCUGGCGGGUGCAGUACCUGAUGGACUACGAUGAGCAGAAGCACGGUUUGAUCUGCAUGGUCUGCGGAGGCACGCUGGCAACCCUUAAAGUCAGCACGAUCAAACGGCAUAUUCUCCAAGUGCAUCGGUUCUCCCUGGAGUACACGGAGCUGGAGAAACAGACGAUCCUCGAGGCUUACGGUGAAAACGACCGAGUUUCAAAUCACAGGGAGCCAGGGCCAAAGGCGCCCGCUGUAGGCGUCGACUCUGAAACCCAGGAUGUUAAGCCAAACGUUGAAGAGGCAGGGAAAAUGGCGUUGGGUUACAAGCUGUCUGUGUGUGCGGUUUAGCCAUGGAUCUGAGCAGCUCUGGAGUUGGGAAAACGGUGAAUGAGACAGUUUCUCUUUUCCUUACUUCUGCUGUGGACAGCAGAGAUGCUUGGAAACGCUCAGUUUUUCGGAGAUCUGCAACUGGAACAAAGAAUGCAGAGGCCAAAAAAGUAUUCUUUUCCUUCUUUUUCCAGAGCAUCCAUUCAAUCUGCAUGUUGUGUUUCAGCAGCAACAAGUUUUUAAGUUUCUUUUUCAUCUUUCUGGGGCUCUGGGCUCCAAAGAUUUUGACUCGGAAAAGUUUGGGGGGCUUACGGUACAUUAAGGCGCCAUAGAGCUGGAAAAAACAAAACUAAACUAAACAAAAAAUAGACCACACCCCUUCAAGCAAGGAUGUCAGGAAUGGAAAAGGGAGGUAGACUUGUCCAUCAUCAGAAAAACUGCAUCAGAACUUCAUCAGAAAAGUAGCAGGCUUCUGAGCUGCUAAACCUUCACGCAUGGAAUUCCCGUAUCCUGCUAUUUUGCUUCAGGAAAGCACUUAAUAGGCUUGUAGAUGUGAUUUAUUUUUUAACUCUUGAGUUGCUGUAUUAAGAGGUAUACCCCUAGCUUAUGGCAGAUCUGCACGCCAGCAGCUUCUGCUGUCAACUAGCAGUUUCCGCAAACAUCCUUGCCUUACAAGGGUCGUUGCUCAGGGUCAGAGCCUCCGGUCAGAUAUCAGCUCCAAACGAGGCUGGGAAUAAUCCCUACCUGAAACCCAGUUGGUGUGGACCAGGGAAGGCACACUAGUGCCCCUGCAGAUGGGCCUGCCUUCAGGCGUUUCAUUUUUUAAAAAUGGGAAGUUGCAUGCCACGAACCCACAGGGACUCCCUCUGGUAUCUGUUUUUUUCUGCCCCUGGGAAUGCCUUCAGGCAGGCGUUAGAAAAUAAAGAUAACAGGUGUCUGCCGCUGGGAGAGGGCUUUGCGUAAAAGUUGGCUGCUUGCUGAGGAACGGGACGGUGGGAAGCUGAAAGUGGCAGAGCAUCCUGAGAUUCGGAGGGGAGGCUGUUGCAAUGGCGUCUAGCACAAGGCAUUGAGGGUUGGAGGCACUUACUCUAAGAGGCAAGCUUUCGGUCUUGCAGCAGUGCUGUGCGGUAUGCAGGCCCGUCGAUUCUAAAGCACCUCCGUUGACCCUACGAGAGAAAUUCUCCAAGAGAAUAAAUUCUGUUUCUCCUGUGCCCCAAAGCUGAAUAAUAGUGACCUUGCCCAGAACAAAGGGCCCUUGGCCUAGGUGGCAUCACUUAAGGAAGUCCCCAGGAGAGUUUUGGCUUUAUUCACUGUUUUCUCUUGGAGUUGCACUUAAAUCAUGUGUAGAAAAGCUUAUAUCACAAGAUGAAUCAAGGAACUCUGUAUUUGUGGGGCUGAGAGGGGGCAUCGGCCACACGGUUCUUCCAUGAAGAAUUGAUCAUUUUUUUAAAAAAACAACAGCAGCAUAGCACGGAAGGAAAAAUGAAUGACAGUUUAGCUGUGAUGUUGCUUUGUUGCAGAAAAGCAACAGACCCCCCCCCCCUUCAAAUAUACCAACUUGCGCAGUCCAGGAAAAAAAAUAGCUAGAACUGCUGGUAAUAAUUCCUCGUGCCCCAUUCCGAUCUGCUAGAUAGUUUUUGGAGUUUUGCUCUUCUGGUAUAAAUUUUUAGCACUUCCAUCAUCCUACGCUCCAAGCCUGUUCCUCUGCAGUAAAUGGUUAGAAGAACAUGGAGGACUUCAUUCGAGCGCUUCGCUUUGCCUUCUGUAGCGAGUGGGUAGGUGCUGACCACUCCAAGGAAGACGGGACAAUUUGGAACGGUAGGCACAAAUUCAGGGUAAGCAAUGGGAGAUGAACUUCUGCUGGUCAAGAAGGAACGAGAGGGGUGGGGUUUCUCAGGACCCUCUGCGCUGCACCCAAAUUGUUGUCUGAUGCUUAGAAUUACAGUACGCAAGUGUGGGGCUCUCACAAAACCGAUUGAGAAAGAAGCGAGCAGGGAUCCAACUGGCAGGAGAUGGGGGGAAAUCAAGAUUUGGCACGCUCGGGCGGCUGGUCUGGGAACAUCUUUGGCUUUGAUGGGAUUGCUGAGAGUAGACAAGCUAAAUCAGGAAUUGUCAGAGACCUUCCAGAUUUUCCUGAAUUACACCUCCUGGUAUCUCUCACCCUCAAUCCUGAGGCCUGGGGGUGCUGGGGGUCAUGAGUGAAAGGCACGCGCUCUCUCAAUCUCCACCCAGCCUUUUAGAGAGCUUCAGGCUGCAUUCUGGGUGGAGCGCAGCCAAAAUGCACGUUAGCUGUUCUGCCCAAGCCAUUGCCCACUUCCAAAAUCCAGAGCUGAAUUGCUUCAGCCUGUGUUGCUUCAAGACAGCAAAAGCUAUCCUAACUGGCUUUGCAGCUGUUGCCUGGAAAGGCCCCCUUUUAUUCCUCAGCCGAGUAUUAUGCAGACCAAUCUCUGCCACCCUCUUGCAGGCCUACUGCUGGUAGACCUCACAGCUUAGAAACUGCAGUGGGCUAGACCUGUUUUUAACAGUAGCCUGAAGGUGUGUUUUGAGGAUAGCAUGAAGAAAGAUCCAUCUAUAAUCUAACACGCCCAUAUUCGUGGCAAACUCACUUCAGGGGUCGCCUGUACUUUUCCCUCUCCAAAAUGACGACUCCUGGGUUCUUCCUUCUACCAUUCCAGUUUCCUAAAUGGCUGGGAUGGUCCGUUUUUUGUAGCUGGCCGUGUUCUCAUCACCUCCAAGUUUUGCUACCAGGAACAUUGAUUAUGACGACCUUGUGACUGUGUUGGAACUUUGUCUCCGUCGCUUGUGAAAAAGGUGUUUUGCAUCAAUAUGAA